Molecule: messenger RNA, 1159 nt
Organism: Capsella rubella
Lineage: Eukaryota; Viridiplantae; Streptophyta; Magnoliopsida; Brassicales; Brassicaceae
Product: nucleolin 1
Exons: 7
Coding region: 40-819 (259 amino acids)
Molecular function (GO): RNA binding
Source: RefSeq, a predicted model, not a curated record
GGAACCCUAGACGUCGGUCGCUCUUGUCAACGUACCACCAUGGACGAAUCCGCCAUCAAAGGUCUGGAUUUGAGCGACAGUGGUGCAGACGCUCCACGCAUAUUCUCCACGAUUUCCGUCGAGGGAUAUGACACUUGGCUUCCAAAGUAUUAUAUCGAGCUCGCCUUGGAAAAACAUUUCUCCUCAUGUGGAGAGAUCAUACUUAUUUAUGUCCCCACAGACUUUGAAAUGCGUCUCCUCAAGAGUGUUGCAUUCGUUAGGUUCGAGGGAGGAGCUGCCGAAGAAGAGGCAUUGAAACUUAAUGGAACUGACGCGGGAGGAUGGACUGCAACAGUUAAGCCUGCUCCCUCGCAGACACAAUUCGGGGAUGAUCCUUGGUGUGUUGAUCCUAAUUGUGCUGAUCCUUUGUGUCCCGAUUUUUGGUGUCCUUCUCCCUUGAACGACAAAAAACAUGAGAUCUGCGUUACUGGAUUUGAUGCUUCGCUUCCUAAGAUAGAUCUCCAGAUGGCGCUCUGUAAACAUUUCUCUUCAUGUGGAGAGGUCUGGGAAGUUAAUGUGCUCCCUUGUUCAGCUUACCUUCAUCUUAGAGGACAAGGAUCUGUACGCAAGGCGCUGAAACUAAGUGGAUGUAACAUGGGUAAUAUGACUCUCGUUGUUGGACGUCUUGUGACCGGACCCCCAAAAAGAAGGGGGUGCACCAGUUCUAUCGGCAAGCCGGACCCAAGGUUUUUACUUGAAUCUUGUAAUAAGAAGAAGAAGAUGGGGACUGAGUCUGAGACGUCUGGGUCUGACACGUCUGAGUCUGAGUCUGAGAUGUAGACCGCAAAGAUGAAGAAGACGAUGGCGAUGGAGAUGAUGAUGAAGAAGAAGAAGAAGAAGAUGGAGAAGACGAAGAUGGAGAUGAGGAAGUCGCAAAUGGAGAGGAGGAAGAGUCGGACAUAGACGGAGAUUGAGACGGAGAAGUAGAAGGCUCUCUCUUAGGAGAAGACGAACCUCGUUGGUGCUUUUAACUGUGGUACAAAUAAUGCAACCUUUGUUUUCUCUUAUCACUUCGGUUUUUUCUUGUGUGUUUGUCUCCAUGUUAAAAGUAUUAAGUAAGCUCAAUAAUCAAUAUCUGCUUUCAUGCAUGUAUAUGUAUAUAAUGAUAUGCCUUUCUUUC